Cordyceps militaris CM01 is the source of this 1218-nucleotide messenger RNA. Its product is annotated as DnaJ domain protein. Lineage: Eukaryota; Fungi; Ascomycota; Sordariomycetes; Hypocreales; Cordycipitaceae. Gene Ontology annotation, cellular component: endomembrane system. The transcript is spliced from 3 exons. The record is from RefSeq and is a predicted model, not a curated record. Bases 1 to 1218 code for a protein of 405 amino acids.
AUGAAGUUCUCGACCCUGUCGGUAGGAAUUCUGGCUCUCCUGACACCAUUGACGGCGGCAUGGAGCAAGGAAGACCGCGAAAUCUUCCGCAUCCGUGACGAAAUCUCGGCCCACGAAGUCGACCCCGACGCCACGUUCUACGACAUCCUGGGCGUCCAAAAGCAUGCCUCGCAGGACACCAUCAACCAGGCGUACCGCAAGAGGACGCGCGAGCUCCACCCGGACAAGGUGCGGCAGCAGCUGCGGGCCAAGGACGGCGCCAAGUCGAACAAGGGACCCUCGGCGUCGGUGCUCAAGGCGGCCGUGAAGAAGGCGUCGGACCAGCAGACGCGCCUGUCGCUGAUUGUGGGCAUCCUCCGAGGCCCCUUGCGCGACCGCUACGACCAUUUCCUCUCCAACGGGUUCCCGCUGUGGAAGGGUACUGACUACUACUACAACCGGUACCGGCCCGGCCUGGGCACCGUCAUCGCCGGCCUUUUGCUGUUUACGGGCGGUGCCGUGCACUACCUGAUUCUCUACAUGAACUGGAAGCGCCAGAAGGAGUUUAUCGGUCGCUACGUCAAGUUUGCGCGCAACACGGCCUGGGGUGGCAAUAUUCCCGGUCUCAACACCGCGGCGGCGGCGGCCCCAGCCCCGGUCGCCGACGAGGAGGAGGAGGACCCCGCCAUGCUGCUGCCGCGCAACCGCAAGGAGCGCCGCUUUUUAGAGAAGGAGUCGCGCAAGGAUGACGGCCGCCCGAUCAAGAAGAAGGACCGCAAGGCCCGCAUUGUCUCCAAGCCGUUGUCGGGCGAUGGCUCUGUGGCGCCGACUGGCGUCAAGAAACGUGUCGUUGCGGAGAAUGGCAAAGUUCUCGUUGUCGACUCCAUGGGCGAUGUGUUCCUCGAGGAGCAAGAUGACGAGGGCAACGUGCACGAGUUCCUCCUUGACCCCGAGGAGCUGGCUGCGCCUACGUACAAGGACACGGCUGUCGUACAGGUCCCGCUGUUUUUGUUCCGAGUUUCCGUCGGUCGUCUGUUUCGCAGCAAGGCUGGCGCCGAAGACGAAGGCGGCGAGCUCGCAGACGACGAUUCGGACGCGCCCCAGCCCACGCCCAGCACGGACUCGGCAGGCGAGGACUAUGAGGUGAUUAGCAAGAGCACCGAGUCGCUGAGCAAGGCCAAGACGAGCGGCGCGCAGCAGGGCGGCAAGCCCAACAAGCGCAAGAACAAGAAGAAGUAG